Molecule: messenger RNA, 1839 nt
Organism: Carya illinoinensis
Lineage: Eukaryota; Viridiplantae; Streptophyta; Magnoliopsida; Fagales; Juglandaceae
Product: uridine kinase-like protein 2, chloroplastic
Exons: 14
Coding region: 449-1693 (414 amino acids)
Cellular component (GO): chloroplast; cytoplasm
Molecular function (GO): kinase activity; ATP binding
Source: RefSeq, a predicted model, not a curated record
ACAAACAUUGUCAUUCUUUUUGUUUUUGCUAAAGAACUAGGUACCAAGAUGAGGAGAUCAUCGCAACAACAAAGAACGGCAAACAAUCGUGUGAGGAUAGAGCAAGAUACGAAUCCCCUUCUAACAGCUUCCAAACCUCUGUGGACUCCUGCUCAGCGUAUCAUACCCUCCCAAACAAGCUCCAUCCAGUCAACUGGAAACGCCCCCCAAACUCCCCACAGAAACUAGCGGUGCACCUCGUCCGAAAUCUCCUGAACAACCCACCAUAACCACUCCAAAAGAACCUCCCUCCGGUGAACCCCAAGCACCUCCCAAAUCCGGCCAUGAACCUAGCACGCCACCACCCCUUGAUUCCUCUGGAAAUCCGGGUGCCAACGCAUCUCCGAAACAAGCCUUUGUCAUCGGGGUAUCGGGAGGUACAGCAUCCGGCAAGACUGCAGUGUGUAACAUGAUAAGUGACCGUCUCCUCAAAAAUUCUCAACCGCGGCUCUAUACAGAUUUUAGGGUUGUGGUAAUCAGUCAGGACUCAUUCUAUCACGAACGCUCUUUAAGAGAAGAGGGACUGGAAUAUGCAUCCAAGUUCAAUUUCGAUGAUCCCGAUGCAUUCGACAUGGAAAAGCUCUUAGAGUGCAUUAAAAAGCUCAAAUCCGGUCAAUCUGUUCAAGUGCCACAUGAAUACAAUUUUAAGGAGCAGCGCUAUGACAGUUAUCUGCAGGUGGAUCCAUGCAAUGUACUCAUCUUGAAAGGGACAUUGCUUUUGCAAAGUCAACAUGUCCGCAGCUUGUUGGAUAUGAAGAUUUUCAUUGAUACAGAUGCUGAUGUUAGGCUUGCCGGAAGAAUAAAGCGUGACACCUCUCCUGAGCUGGGUAGAAAUGUUACCUCUGUGCUCGAGCAGUAUUUGGACUUCGAGAAGCCUGCUUUUGAUACUUAUAUCUUCCCAUCAAGGAAGCAUGCAGAUUUCAUCAUACCCAAUGGUGUGAAGAACCAUCUUGCCAUGGAUGCAAUCUUGCAGCAAGUCCAGGAAAAGAUUGGUUAUCAUAACCUCUGCAACACAUUUCCCAAUGUAAAUGUCAUUGAACUUGCAGGCCAGAUGCUAUGCUUGCAUACUCUAAUUCGUGACAAGCAAAUAGGAAAGCAUGAAUUUAUUUUUCACGCGGAUCGUUUAGCUCGUCUGGUGGUGGAACGAGGUCUUGCCUGCUUUCCUUCUGCACAUUUUACAGAGAAGCAAGUAACUACUCCUCUAGGAGAACCAUAUAAGGGAUGUAGUUUCUCAAAGAAAUUAUUUGGCGUAUCCAUUAAUAGAAUUGGACAAGCCAUGGAGAAUGCAUUGCGUGCAUGCUGUGCAGAAGUUGACAUAGGAUUCAUCUUCGGAACUAGACCUGAGGUUGUUGGCACACUUCCAGAAGAUAUUUCAAAAAGGCAUAUCCUGCUCUUGGAUCCUGUUCUUGCCUCAGGUAAAUCUGCCAUCCGAGCAAUUGAACUUCUGAAGAAUGAGGGAAAGGAAGUCCACGAGUCUCAAAUCAUACUCCUCAACAUCAUCUGUGCUAAAGAAGGAAUAGAAAAGGUAUGCAAAAAAUAUCCAGAACUAAAAGUUGUGACUUCAGCUAUUGAUGUUGGAGUAAACGAACAAGGCAAGGUAAUACCUGGAAUUGGAGACUUUGGAGGCCGCUACUAUGGGACUAAUGACAUCUAAUUUCGAUCAUAUUAGUAAGUUGUAUAAAUAAAUUCAGAAAUAAAAAUUAAACUCCUACCUGGGAAGGCAUGAGUUUCUACCAUGUAUCACUGCCACGCUGUCAUAUUAAUUAUAAUAAUAAUUUAUUUUCUUUUCUUUUCUUUUUC